Molecule: messenger RNA, 300 nt
Organism: Letharia lupina
Lineage: Eukaryota; Fungi; Ascomycota; Lecanoromycetes; Lecanorales; Parmeliaceae
Exons: 2
Coding region: 1-300 (99 amino acids)
Source: RefSeq, a predicted model, not a curated record
AUGCCGGACCAACACAAUGAAGCAGGACAGUCGAAACAGGGCAUGAUAGAUCCAAAGGCCAGCGGACGCUGGGAGAAGAAGUCAUUGCUAGGAAAGAGAGUCAAUGCUCAAACCCUAGCAUCCAACAACUACUCGGAAGCAAUGCAGAGAUGGGUGCAAGAGUCAAAUGACAAUGCGCCAUGGAAUGCAAUUGGUUAUUUCCAAAAGACUACGCUUGCAAAAAAGGCCGACACAGGGAAAGGGAAGACAAGUACAAACGGCGCCACGGCCGGUUCUGAGACCUCCGCUUCGAGGAGGUAG